This is a messenger RNA of Penaeus vannamei (Pacific white shrimp), 1600 nucleotides long. The record is from RefSeq and is a predicted model, not a curated record. NCBI's taxonomy places the organism in Eukaryota, Metazoa, Arthropoda, Malacostraca, Decapoda, Penaeidae.
ACGUAAAGUAACCGUACAUUUUUCAUGCUUAGUAAGUAGCUUCAUAAAUUAUGAACGUAGGGAUAUAAUAAUAAGAAAAAGGAAAACCAAGGAAGAAAAAACCUUAAAUUCCACUAUCGCGAAAAUAAGUUCCAAAUUCUCUUGAUGAGAGAAUACAUUGAAGUUCGCGUUUGAUAUCACAUAUGUUCUUUUCCCCUCAUCCCUCGAAACUCCAUGGUAGAUAAUCAAAUUCCAUUUCAAUACCCCUUCAUACUUGCAAACGACAAGAUUGAAUGCAGUGGGCCAAUAAGAAUAAGCGAAAUCCAGGCUAAAUGAAGGUACUAAUUUGCGCGGCGGAGGAAGAGAGACGUCACACGCAGGGAUGCGCAGCGGCUCACUCGCAACUCGGCCUCACACGAGACGAAAAUGCAGCUUUCGAUAAUAACCGAGUGACCUUUGAUUUUCCUGAUUUAUUCGUACAUUCUGCUAUGGAUGUGAUACCUUCAACCUCACGGUGUAAUAGUGCGGUGAAUAAGCAAUUUAGUGCCGUAGAAAUUGAACUGUACUAUUUGAUAGCCAAGUAUUUAUCGUCCGGCCCCUGCAAGAAAGCGUAUGAGGUGCUGAGGGCCGAAAUUGAAGAAAAUCAGUUACUACCUAAGAGAUAUGACUGGCUGGGCAAUGAACAUAGGAAAUCACUCGAUGAAGUGGUAAGUGCUAUGGAAAUUUUGACCCCUGUCACCGUUUGUACCCGCGGGAACGUGAGGGAAUGGUGGGAAAGGGUGCGGGAAGAUGGAGUGUAACAUAUAUGUGAAAUAAAGACAUUGUGCAGCAUUGAUCAUUGUCUGGCUGGAAGGUUUCGGCGAAGGAAAACAUUUCUCCCAGUGGCGUACCUUGGCGCGGGUGGCGGUUGUGGACGUGCCAAAUAUUCAUUUUUUCAUCACCUUUCCCUCCCACUUCCUUUCAUCAUUUGGGUCUCCAUUACUUUUUAUCAUGGAGAUACUUUAUAAAAGUUCAACAUUUAAAAAGAAAUGUGUAACUUAGAAACAAAAUGGGAAGCGGUAAAAUAAGGGAUAGAAAUAACUGUUUGGAACCUCGACUGGAUGCGUGCCAGCCACACCGAGUGACGAAACUGGCAGCCAUUCAGAUUCGCCGGAGAGCCACCGCGGGAGCACAAGCGCGAUUCUCAUUGGUGGACAGACGUCGGCGGGGAGGGGCUUGCCGUAGGGAUCAAUAUUGUGCAACAAGAGAAACAAAGAGGUUGCAAGCCAAGAUGAGCGCUAUUGGAAGGCGGCCAGACCACCACCACCACCUCCUCCCUUUCUCUGCGUCCCUCCCUCUCCCCCUCUUUACUCUCCCUCCCUUUGUCCCAGCCCCCCCUCUUUGCUCUCCCUCCCGUUGUCCCAGCCCCCCCUCUUUACUCUCCCUUUGUCCCGUCCCCUCUUUUGCCUUUCCCUCCAUCCUUUAUCUACCUCUACUCUCGCAUUUUCUGCUCUCAACCUUUCGUCGUUCCCCUCUUGCCCACUUCUCUUCCCCCAUCCUCGUCCACAUUGUUGUUGUGUUCGUCGUCGUCGUCGUCGUCGUCGUCGUCGUCGUCCUCCUCCUCCUCCUCCUCCUCCUACUC